Messenger RNA from Owenia fusiformis, 368 nucleotides. The record is from the annotation of a GenBank genome assembly. Lineage: Eukaryota; Metazoa; Annelida; Polychaeta; Sabellida; Oweniidae.
GACCAAAUUACUUGUGAAGAAGAUGCGAAACUUUAUAUGACAGGUCCACCAAAUGGAUGCAAAAGUACAUCAUAUUCGGCAACAAACUAUUGGAUUUCCGUUCAAAAAUGUUUACCCGUAUCAAAGCCAUAUGAUUGCAUCGACUGUAUGUGUGAGGCAUCCGGUUGCCAGAAAUAUCUUGGUAAAUGUACCAACGACCAGGGGACUUGGAGAUGUGGUCCAAUGUGGAUAAGUGAAGCUGUUUGGAACGAAUGUGGAAAACUUAAAGGAGACUGGAAAUCCUGUGCAAGGGAUUCUGUAACUUGCUCAAAGAAUUGCGUGAAGAACUACCUAAAUAAAUAUAGGACGCGUUGCACGGGAAAACCUGC